AUGCCAUCGCCUAGUACCACAUCGCCUUGUGAGGAAAGGUUUACGCUGUGGUAUAAAAGGGACAGCAGCUACACGGUUAUCAAACUGGCCAAGCAACAGCAAACACAGACAAAAGGUCAGCGGAUGUUCUUCAGGCUGGAGGAAGUUAUUGAGGGUGCCCUCCAGGCAGAUCGCGUACUUGCUGCCGCGAGUGAGGAUCGGGAAAAGCCGGUCUCCGCUGUUCCUCUGCAGCAGACGGAUCUCCUUUUCUGGUUGGCCUGCCCAGUGACCAACUUCCUCCUGCCCGGAGGGAACAGCGAUGUUAGAGAGAGCGAGAGCGCGAGGGAGAGAGCGAGAGCGAAUACUCCGCUCACUCUUUGUGUUGAUCGACAGGCCACCGGACUCUGUGUCUGUGCGGAGGGAUUUGCUGGGAGUGACUGUGGAACAAUUGUACAUUCCGGAAACAUCGUCUGGGGGACCGUCACUCCUGCUGAGCAUCUCCCAGCAGACGAUGGUCCCCUGAGGCGUCUGGGCCACUCAAUGGUGGAAGGCCCAAGCUCCACCCUCUGGAUCUACGGAGGCCUGUCCCUUAGGAACGGGAUUUUGAACAGUGUUUACAAGUUCUCCCUCAGCGACCGCCGGUGGAGCCCUGAGGUAAGGCCAGGGGGCCCAGCUCCCAGAGCACGGUAUUUCCACGCCGCAGCAUCAUUGGGGCCUGCUCUGGACACCAUGUACCUGGCCGGAGGACUGACCGACGGUGGAGUGACCGGUGACUUCUGGCUGCUGGACCUGGCCAAGGCAGAGUGGACGGAGGGAGAGUCGGACCUCCUGCCCCCAGUCGCUGGCCACACUCUGACCCCAUGUCGGAACUCCAUCCUGCUACUCAUCGGAGGUUACUCUCCUCAGAACGGCUUUAACAACAAGCUCCUGGAAUACAACAUCAGCUCGGCAAACUGGAGUGUCAGCCAGCACACGGGAACAGCCCCUACAGGUUUAUAUGGCCACUCAGCCAUUUACCACCAGGCCACGGAUGCUGUCUAUGUGUUUGGGGGUUACCGGUUUUACCUGGAGAGUGUAUCAGCUUCCCCUGAGCUGUAUAGCCUACACUUACCCACCCUGAGCUGGAGUCUCCUCGUCCCCUCCCAUGGUGUCAAGCCCCUCGCCCGCUUUUUCCAUGUUUCCGCCUUAUUCCGAGACACGAUGGUAGUAGUUGGAGGCCGCACAGAGCGGGAGGAUUUCAGUGCUGCUAUCUUGCUGUACCAGAUCAACUGUAACAUUCGGAACAGUAACACCCCUACCCACUACACCAGACUGACUCUCUUCUCACCGACAUUUCCCUGGCUGGCCGUGCUGGGUGAGCCGAUGAGGGGUUCGGUUGCCCAUGCCGCUGUUGCUCUGAAGAAGAAGUUGUACAUUUCUGGGGGCUACGGCGGAGUGCUCCUGCCCUCGAUGGUGACACUCCGUGUCCCACUGGAUCCCUGCCUGAUCUUCUCCAGCCCCGGGGAGUGUAACAGCAGCAGCUGUGUCUGGUAUCGCUCUCUCCACAACAGCAGCUGCCUGUCUGCGGAUGAAGCCGAGAGGUACGGGUUCGAGGCAGCCAGCUCUCUGUGUGACCCCCUGGCCAGGCUCGCCGAGGACUGUCGCAGGCUCAGAACCUGCAGCGAGUGUCUCGCCCGACACCCCAGGGUCAUUGGACAAAUGCAGCAGCUGAGGUGCAAAUGGUGCACCAACUGCCCAGAGGGAGCUUGUAUCAGCACCAACUCCAGCUGCACGAAGGAGAACGACUGCCGCAUUAACCAGCGAGAGAUCUUUGUCGCCGGUAACUGCUCGGAAAUAUCAUGCGAAGCCUCAGACUGCAGCAAGUGCACAGCUUCUGGGAAGUGCAUGUGGACCCGGCAGUUCAAACGCACAGGGGAGACCCGCCGGAUCCUCAGCGUGAGCCCUGCCUAUGACUGGACGUGCUUCAGCCACUCUCUGCGCAAUGUCUCCCCCAUGCCCGUGGAAUCCUGCCCUCCCGAACCAUGCCCAAGACCGUGCCACAACCUCACCACCUGCAGUGCGUGCCUGAGCUCAAACGGCUCUGAUGGAGGCUGGCAGCAGUGUGUCUGGAGUCUGGCUUUGCAGCAGUGUAUGAGCCCAAGUUUCCUGCCUCUGCGAUGUGCUGCUGGGAUGUGUGGCCGCCUGCUGAAGGGGCAGAGGGCCAGCUGUAACCUGUCAUGUGCCAGCUACCAGCAGUGCUCCCACUGUAUCCGACACUCUCACUGUGGAUGGUGUGCCACCCGCGGCCUCAACGGAAUCGGCAGGUGUAUCCAGGGCGGCCUGAAUGGGCCUCAGGAUGACAGUGGUCAAACCUGCCCAGCGUCCGAGGGCAGCUGGGCCUUCAUGUCCUGUCCACCAGAGAACGAGUGUUUAAACGGGCACCAUGACUGUGACGACACCCAGAACUGCACCGACAAGCUGCAAGGGUUUGAGUGUCUCUGUCGGAAUGGCUACAUGCAGGAUAGUGGGCUCGGACUCUGUAAGCCGGUGUGCGAACAAGGCUGUGUCAAUGGGACGUGUGUGCAGCCCAACAGCUGCCAAUGUCAUUUUGGGUACGUGGGCCCAAACUGCUCGGUGCAGUGUCAGUGUAACCAGCACAGCAACUGUGAGAGUGUCAGUGCCCGUGACCGCUGCCUACAGUGUGUCAAUAAUACCAAGGGCGAUCACUGCGAGAAGUGCCAGCCGCUGUUCGUGGGUUCGGCUGUGGCUGGAGGCCUAUGUAAACCUUGUAGCAACUUCUGUAACAACAACAGCCACAUCUGCAUCAUGAGGGAGCAGUACGAGAGAGCCAAGGCUAACCCUGAGAAAUACUCGCUGGAACCUGCCAUGAUCACAGACUGGCUGAACGAGGGACCGUGGGAAGAUAACGCUGUCUGUGUCCAGUGUCAGAACAACAGCUCAGGGGAGCGCUGUGAAUCGUGCCUGGAUGGUUUCUUCCUGCUGGAUGGGAAAUGCACCAAGUGUCAGUGCAAUGGACACUGGGAUAGAUGCCGGGUGACCGAUGGUACUGAGUGCCAGUGUCAGAACAACACAGAGACCAGCUGCCCCACAGCUCAGACCGACAAGAGGGACUGCUACAAAUACCAGUGUGCCCGCUGCAAGGAGAACUUCCUGGGGAACCCGACCAAUGGGCGGCAGUGCUACAGGCAGAUCACUGUGGAGCAGGAGUACUGCUUCGACCCGACCUCGCAGAGCAACUGCUACCACGAGCCCAACAUCAAGAACCUGCCGCUGGGGCGCAGCGUUCUGUUUGCUGUGCAGCCCAAAUUCACCAAUGUGGACAUUCGUAUCACCAUCGACGUCACCUUCGGCGGCGUCGAUGUCUACGUCUCGAACUCGCACUCGGCCUUCACGGUGAGCGUGGACCCGCGAACUGGCUUCCACCGGGUGCAGGUGGGUGACCCCGAGGCGCGGAGGGAGGCCCCCGGACUGAGGCGGAAGCGGUCGGCAGCCUACAACGCCAGCGCGGUGCUGCCCGAGGGCCCGGAGCGGGUGAGGGAGGAGCAGGCGGAGGGUCUCACCACCUACGUGACGGUGGGAAGCCGGCACACGGUGCUCGUGGUACGGGCGGUGAGGGAAAGGCUGGUGGUCACCUACCCAUACGAGCUGCACGCCCUCAAGACCCAGCGCUUCUUCAUGGUGCUCCUGGGCGUGGGCAACGGGGAGACAGGUGAAUCCCAGGGCCUACUCUUCUUCCGGCAGGACCAGGCCCACAUCGACCUCUUUGUCUUCUUCAGCGUCUUCUUCUCCUGCUUCUUCCUGUUCCUCUCGGUCUGCGUCCUCCUCUGGAAGCUCAAGCAGUUUGUCAACUUCCAGCAGGAACACCGGCGCCACAUCCAGGAGAUGAACAAGAUGGCGAGCCGCCCCUUUGCCCACUUGGCCGUCUACCUGGAGCCUGACCCCGAGCUGCUCCUCCUGCCCCUCCGCCACCAGCUGGGGCCCAGGCUGAAGUCCAACAGGUGUGAGGGUGGCCUCCUGCCCCAGAUCCUCGGCCUGGCCCAGCCCGGCUUCCGGGUGGGGCCCAUCACCCUGGAGCCCACCGAUGAUGGCAUGGCCGCUGUAGCCACCCUCAUGUGCCAGCUCCCCGGAGGCCCACUGGCCCCUAACCGGGCCUGCCUGGGCUCGGCACUGGUCACCAUCCGGCACAACCUGCAGGAAUACUGCAGCUCAGUCCACGGGCCUAGUAACUCCAGGAAGGCCGGGGGAGGGGGCGUCAGCCAUGAUAACCUCACCAGCAUGUCCAUGUGAGCCAUCACCGCGAGGGGAGGGAUUAGGCACUGUGAGUGAGGGGAGGGCUGGGAUAGGGG
This is a messenger RNA of Rhincodon typus (whale shark), 4325 nucleotides long. It is a transcript of the gene megf8, whose product is annotated as multiple EGF-like-domains 8. The transcript is spliced from 20 exons. Lineage: Eukaryota; Metazoa; Chordata; Chondrichthyes; Orectolobiformes; Rhincodontidae. Bases 1 to 4266 code for a protein of 1421 amino acids. The record is from RefSeq and is a predicted model, not a curated record. Gene Ontology annotation, molecular function: protein binding.